AUGACAUUCGUAUUUGAUCCCCCCUAUGCCAGAGUGAUGUUUGCGAAAGGAAUAAACAGGCACAACCCAGAACUCAAGCUGUCUGAACAUGAACCCGCCGGUGAUUGGCUGGUGGCCUAUGACAUCGUCACUGUAUUGACAAAGAGGACGGGAUAUUGCUCCAGUUACGGCUGCUAUUACGAUUCGGACUGUGUGGUGCAGUCUGGUGGCGUAUGUACCUUGUGUCAACAUUAUAGAGUUGACAACUAUUGUUCGGGAGGAAUGACCAACGCCAUCGGCAUAUGCCAUCCGAAGGGGUGCUUGAAGGCGGUCGACACGCCAAAGAAGGAUGGUGAGAUGGACGCCAGCUACUACCAACGGAUGGACGAGUUGCACUGGACGUAA
Molecule: messenger RNA, 384 nt
Organism: Talaromyces rugulosus
Lineage: Eukaryota; Fungi; Ascomycota; Eurotiomycetes; Eurotiales; Trichocomaceae
Exons: 1
Coding region: 1-384 (127 amino acids)
Source: RefSeq, a predicted model, not a curated record